Molecule: messenger RNA, 6874 nt
Organism: Acipenser ruthenus (sterlet)
Lineage: Eukaryota; Metazoa; Chordata; Actinopteri; Acipenseriformes; Acipenseridae
Product: protein Shroom2-like
Exons: 12
Coding region: 936-6296 (1786 amino acids)
Biological process (GO): actin filament organization
Cellular component (GO): apical plasma membrane; adherens junction; cortical actin cytoskeleton
Molecular function (GO): actin filament binding
Source: RefSeq, a predicted model, not a curated record
AAUGAAUCUGCGAUGCUUCAUUGUUUUGCAUUUUGUGCAGGUACGCCGCGCCUCUGCUGGCCAGAACAGCGGUAGCUCAAUGCUGAAUCAGUGGAAGACUUUGUGGAACACAAUUUCGUUUCCUCUCGCGCUUAUCACCUUUUUAUUCAAUAAAAACAUCGAGAUCUUGGAAAACAACAUUAGACGCAACGUGGAGAAGCAAGUCUGCCGUUGAUCAAAAUGAUUUGAGAUACGUUGAUAGGACGGGACAUUAAAGUCGUUUAAAAAAAAAAAAAAAAAAAACGAUGGGAGUUUAUUCCGCCUGUUGAUACAAAGCAGGUUUGGGAAAAAUAGAUCGCCUGUUGGAAGUAUUUCACCAUUUGACAUGUACGGAAGACUGAAACAGACUGAAAGUAAUGUAUUUAUACAACGAUUUUAAGAUCCAACGGACAUAAAGUAAGUAACUAAGAGAAAGAGGAAACCAAGGACACUAUCAGUGUAGUAACAACGUGUGGAUACAUUGUCCUCGUUUUUAUUUCGGGAUUCAUAGUCGGAUUUAAAUGUUUAAAAUAGGGCCUGCUCUGUAUUUUUUAUUCAUUUUGUCGAGUUUUAUAUUUUAUUUACGCUUUCUAUGUCUGACAAACCGAGGUUAGAAUAUUAUUGAGCACACUGUAGUGCUCUCUGGAAGUCGAAGAACUGCACGAUUAUUUUAGUAAGCAGUAUUAUAUUGCGUUUUGAUCUUAUUUACUCGUAGGUGUCACGCUUCUGUCUAAUGCUACAUGUGUUGCUACUUAUAAUAAUUUAUACAGCGCAUUGCACAUCAUUAGUUUAAUGGCAAUAUCUACAAAGUAGCAAGGAGCGCAGAGUCUGGAUUUGGAAACCUGUUCAGAAUCGUGGCUUGUUAUCAAAUGGUCUCUAGUUUAACUGAGCUGUAGUGAUACACAGACUGGAGCACCAUGGACAUUGCUGAUCACAGGAGGACUGACCAGAGAUUUACUGACAAGAAUCAGAGACUGGUGCGGGGAAUUGUAGACCAGCAGGGAGUAGAAAUAUUCAGCGUCAUGGAGCCAAAAGCUGCUGAUACCGAAGGAACCAGUCUGGUGGAGGUAGUGCUGACAGGCGGGGCGCCCUGGGGAUUCACUCUCAAAGGGGGUCUGGAGCACAGAGAGCCACUCCUCAUAACUAAGGUCGAGGAAGGUAGUAAGGCUGCAGCAGCAGGGAAACUCCAGGCCGGAGAUGAGAUUGUCAGCAUCAAUGAGUUCCUGACCGAAUACAGGCAAGAGGCCAUCUGUCUGGUGAAGGGCUCCCACAAGUCGCUGACGCUGGUGGUCAAAAGGAAGAUGAAAAUGGUGGAUAUUGUAGCACAGAAAAUGCCAUCAGAAACUGACGUUCACGUGGCCAGGAGCUUUCUUACGAAGAUUUUGAGGAGUUCCAUGAGAAAGACUCGCUUCAAAGGGAGAAAUCAACCUGUGAGCCGGCCUCACUCUUGGCACUCCACCAAGUUCACAGAGAGCCAAUCCGAAGCUGCCCCUGCUGUCUGGCCCACCAGAUACGAUGCAAGUUUGUCUUCACAUGACCUGUCUAACUCAUGGGAUCAGACGAACCUGCAGCGAGUUUCCGAUCAGUUCAGCUCCCUGGGCAGCAUGGACAGCCUAGACCAUUCCUCCCACAGCUGCCAGCAUGGACAACUCUCUCCCACCAACAACAGCAUCGACAACCUGGGAGGAGGCAGCGGUGGAGGCAGCAGCAGCAAGCGGGAUUCGGCUUAUAGCUCUUUCUCCACCACCUCCAGCACCCCAGACUACACUUUGUCCAAGAGCAACGCAGCUUCCACUGAGAACAUGCUGUUUAAAGUGGGCCAGUGUGACUCCGGAAGGUAUGGAAAUAGGAGGCACAGCCAGAGCCUGAAUGAGAACAGCAGAUUGGAUGACAGGCAGGGAUAUCUGCAGCUGCCGGCUAGGAAUGGGGGCAGAGAAAGCCCAAGGACAGAAGAGCAGCCUGGAUCACGGCACUCCAGCUCAGGGAAGUUCAGCUUCGGCCCGGUGUGGCACGUCCCUGAAAAGAAGAAGAGAGCUCCCUCACCGCCACCUCCCCCGCCUCCGGUCCGCAGCGAUAGCUUUGCAGCUACCAAAGUUCAUGAAAAAGGUCUCCUCCCGCCUUACUCGGAGAGAUCUGCCCCCCAGAACGUUCAAAAACCUCAACCCAGGGUUGCAGACGGGCCACCUAUCGAAGCUGCAGACUAUCAGCAGAAGCUCAUCCGUGUCAGUGAAAGAGGACCUGAUGCAAGAAGGAGCUAUAACCCUCCUCCCAAGAACGAUUCUCCCUCUUCUUACCUAUCGAUGGACAGCUACAAUAACAACCAGUUAAAUGCUAACCGGUUACAGUCUUUGUCAAGCACAGAUGUACAGAUUGGCCAACCUCCCAAUGCAUAUGUGGCCCACCACCAGCGGCAGUACAGUGAUGAAAGCACUUUAUAUACCCACACUCGAUCUACUGCAGUACCAAAGCAACAGAGUGUUAGCAGCUAUUAUAGCAGCAUGCAAGAGUUACCGACUGACAACUUGAAUCAGUACUCUAAUCAGGCCCAAGUCAGGACCUCUAGUGCUUCCUUGGCCAGUCCUCCUACAGAGCAAAAUAUGGAGAGUGUUGGGCAUAGCAGAUAUUACUGCGUUACAGCAAGGCAGCCAGCCCAGUCGGUCUCUCAGGCAUCACUGGUGAAAGUUGAAAACUGGAAAGGUAGCACAGGGACAGAGUCAGCCCAGGGACUAAGUGAAAGAAACUCUGCUGCACCCACAAAGGUCCAGAAACCAAAAUACCCGCUACCUCACCCUGGUGGUGCUACCUCACAGGAGAACAAUGGAUAUUAUCGGCUGGAGGACAGUCAUGACAGGUCUCCAGCAUCUGUGGAAGAGAUGCCAUUAGUAAAACCCAAUGUAGAUGAAAGGGGAAGCCAAAAGAGUAACAAUGGAUAUCGUUUAGAAUCUCAUUACAUUGGCUUUACCCAAGAGCCACAGUGGCCAGAAGAUGAAGGCAAGAUUUGUCCACAGAAAACCCCAAUGUUGCACUCCCUAGCUCAAGAGAGCAAACAUUUAGCCUCCAAACAGAUGGAGCCUCCAAACAGUCGCAGGCAGGAUGCUUUAGACCCCCUUGCCACAAAACAACAGCGACGGAGCGACCGAUAUGCCACAACAUUACGUAAUGAAAUUCAAACGAGAAGAGCCAAGCUGCAGAAAAGCAAAAGUGACGCCACCCUGACGGGUCCCAACGAGGUUGAAGAGGAAGCUGAAAGCUGGAAGGAGGAGUCAGCUGAGAAGUCCACAUCAUCUUCAGAUGGCUCCUUCAACAACACUUACAAGGAUCACCUGAAGGAAGCUCAGGCCAGAGUUCUUGGGGCUACAUCUUUCAGGAGACGGGAUCUGGAGCCUGUAUUGCCUGAGCAUCCAGCAAGCCCAUCUGAUACUUUGCCCUGUUACCCCACAGCGACAUCAUCUCAUCCACAUAAAGAUGUAAAUCCCCAACUUGGCUUCCCUGAGGCCCCACAAAUCCCUGCAGCUUCUGGUGGUGCUUCCCACAAGUCUCGCAUUGGUGGCAGGAAACGGUUCACAGCUGAACAGAAAGUCAGGUCCUACUCUGAGCCAGACAAGAUGCACGAGGUGGGAGUGGGCAAGACCCACCAUCAUUCCAAUAUCCAAAAUGAUAAGUUCACUACUUUUGCAGAUCGACGCAAAUUCUUUGAGUCAACCAGCAAGCCUGCAUUCCUAAAACCAGCAAACAGGCCAAACCAACAGGGCUCCUUCGAUGAACAAAGUGAGGUCAGAUCUUCCAGAAAACUGCACCCUAAUGAGACUGAGGAGUCUUGGUAUGAGCGGAGAGCCCGUGCUGCCUCCUUUGGCUACGAAAGCUCUCUGGGAGCUCUUCACGAGGAUAAAGAUAGCUUUAGGGAUAUAAACAAAAAGUACUCGGACAGAUAUAUGAUGCUGGAACAGCAGCGGUUAGGUACUUUUGCAGAGUAUGAGGCUACCUGGAAUGAGCAAAGGAAGCCAUCAGAAGCAAAGACCUCUGGAAUGUACCACUCUGCAGACAACAUCCUGGAUUCAGGGGUCGAAGAGCAUAGUAGACCUCAGUACGUGCAUGAAAGGUCCAGGUCAUCUCCGUCUGCAGAUUUCUAUGGAAAGAACGUUGUUGUGCAAGCAAAGAAGAAAGCUGAAAAUUUUCAAACAGACCAAAAACUUCCUGGGGCUAAAAGCACAGAUUGCAACAUUUCUAUAGCAAGACUUUCUGAUGGAGGACACAAGGAAUGUAAAUCGGACGAAAAGCUACCUGUGAAUGACCAACGCACAGAGGACAAGCGCAGAUCAACCAGCAGGCAGACUCAGCCAGAACAGCUGCUGCGCCCAUCUGCAGAAAACCGAGAGAGAGCUGUUACGCUGCCCAGUGACUACGGCUACAUAAUUCAAGAAGGGGAAACUGAAUUCAAGAACAGAGAUUUUAACAAGGCUGUUCCCACUUACUUAGAGAGCCAUACCCUGAAUAAUAAUCACAUCAGAUCUCAAAGCACAGGACUGGAAAGUCAGUCUACCAAUAUAACUGCAGCGCCCUACAAUAAGAAGAAGGGGCCUGUGCCUCAGAGGCCUCCUCUGCCUAAGCUGGAUAAAUACAAACGUCAAGACAUCCCAUCCUCCUUGAUAGACUCUUCAGAAUCGCUGCUCAGUUCACAAAGGGCUGUUGGGCUUUGCUCCCCCAGCAUAGAGGGGCCUCUGAGCACCAUACCUGCCCCAGCCUUGAACACCACUUCCACUGCAGCAGAGCCUGCCCCUGCUGCCAGUCAGUCAGGGGAUAACCAGCACGGAAAGGUGCUGGCGAAUGAGCACAGAACUGUAGAAAAACCUAACGUUGUGCAACACACCACCACCUCCUCCAAGUAUCCCUGUCUUCUUAAGCCUUCUGUUGAUGUUCCUAGAUCACCUUCUCCACAGUUCGCCCCACAGAGACUUACUGAUAAACCACCUGUCUCCAUAAAAAAUGAAGCUCCAUCAAGAAUCGAAAAAGUGAUGGAGAACAAUACCACUGUCAAGAUGGUGCCUAUCAAGAUUCUUCAUUCUGAAAGCCAUUCCGAGAAGGAGAGCCGACAGUACCUCCUCCACAAUAUCGAACCGAUCAGUGUGCCCGACCAGCAGGAGAAAGACCAGAUAAAGACUCUGGGCACUAAAGAGCAGUCCUACUCCCUUUUCUGUGCUUACACAAGACAGAAAGAGGAGCAGAUGAAGGAGGAACAAGACAGGACAUGCGACGUGGCACAAAAUGAGCUUCUUUGGGCAGAGGUAAAGGAUGGUGUUUCACUUUCUCCAGCUAACAAUGCAGUGAAGGCUAAUGACAGGGCAGUAGAUGACUUGAAGACUGAGGAGCUGGCCAGAGAGAUUGUGGGAAAGGACAGAUCACUGGCCGACAUCUUAGAUCCCAAUAUUAAAAUGAAGACCACCAUGGACCUCAUGGAAGGCAUUUUCCCCAAAGACGAGCAGCUGUUGGAGGAAGCCCAGCAACGCAGGAAGAUUCUUCCAAAACAGAAUUCUCCGAAACCUGUAGAAGAAAAGAAAAACGAAGAGAGCGCAGCCUCCCUGGCAACCAGCUCCUCCUACUACAACACGUCAGCCCCGAAGGCAGAGCUGCUGAUCAAGAUGAAGGAUAUGCAAGAGCAGAUUGUAGAGGAAGAGGAGGGCUCUGAAGACGAGCUGGACCACGACCUCUCAGAGAAGAAGCAAGAGCUGAUUGACAGCAUAAGCAGGAAGCUGCAGGUGCUGCGUGAAGCCCGGGAGAGCUUGCAGGAAGACAUCCAGGCCAACAUUGCCCUGGGAGAAGAGGUGGAGGAGAUUGUGAAGCAAGUGUGCAAGCCCAAUGAAUUUGACAAGUUCAGGAUGUUCAUUGGAGACCUGGACAAGGUGGUCAGCCUGCUGCUGUCCCUGUCCGGGCGCCUGGCUCGAGUGGAGAACGCUUUAAACAACCUGGACGAGACUGCCUCCACAGAGGAAAAGCGCACACUGACAGACAAAAGGAAGCUACUCAUCAGGCAGCACGAGGACGCGAAGGAGCUGAAAGAAAACUUGGACAGAAGGGAGCGAGUGGUCUUUGACAUCCUGGCCAGCUACCUGAACGAGGAAAACCUGGCCGACUACGAGCACUUUGUCAAAAUGAAGUCAGCCCUCAUCAUCGAGCAGCGCAAACUGGAGGAUAAAAUCAAACUGGGGGAAGAGCAGCUGAAGGGUCUGACGGACAGUCUUCCCCUGGAGAGCCGACAGCUGGAACACCGGAUCACCUUUUGAGAAUGAGAUUGUCUUCCCCAACAGACUGUGGUGUGAAACGUUUUUAAUCUACUAGGGGGACACAAGCAACAGAAUUAAAAAAGAACAAAAGAUAAACACAGCACACAUCUUUAGUUUGCAGUGUAUUGUUUAAGAUUUCUUUAUUAUUGUAUUGCUUGAAACCAUGACUUUUUUUUUCCACAACACAUGAACUUUUUGUUUUCUUUACUCUCGUAAAAAUUGUCUGUUUUUAAAAGUUAGUGUGAAUAUAAGAACAAAUGAGUACCUGAUACAUAUGAUAAACAUUUGCUUUUUUUUUGGUUUGUAUGUUGCAAACUCCUACUUUUAAAAAGAAAAAAAAAAUGAUCACCCACCCUUUUCUUUUUCACAAUGCAGUUUUAAAGCAAGGAAUUGUUUGUUCUCGUAACUUAUUUUAGAAUUUGAAGUGAUUAGUGGAACUUGAGGAAAGAGCAGUACUACUCUUGAGUCAGAGUAAUAUAAAUAUCAGAAGACCCUGAUGCAUCUAACAGUAAUUGAAAUGUUACAUAUUGUGUAAAAUUCAUUAUUCUGCUUAGGUGUGAUAUUUAAAUGAGUAUCUC